CCCAGCUGAAGGACACGAAUGUGGGUCCUUCCUUAUUAUUAUGCGGCCUAGCUGUCUAGGCACUAUAGCGCGAGUGCGGCUGCAACGGCGCGCCCAAGUCUCAUGGCGCGGCGCAGCAGGAGGCCUCACGAGCGAUCGUGCAUCGCAUCGAUCGGUUACCGGUAGCUCUUCCCCUUCCGAAUGCAGCAUAUAUGCGUAACGGGCGCCGCGAUACCGCCGGCGGAAGCUUUGACCGAUGAUGCCCGUGCAGCGGCAUCAACACUCACGACUUCCUCGGAACUUCAUCAACGUGACGUGACGUGGGAUUGUGGGUGUGCGAUUCCAGUGCCGAUUCGAUUCGUGGUCAUGAUCCACGAUUGUGCUCAAGCCAUGUGCAAGCUUGGGCUCCAGAACAGCAGACUGUCGAUGGCGCUCGUCGUGAUUGGCUCGAGCCCCCGUGUUACGCAUGGGGCGUACGUCGGAAGCCAGAGACGCUUGGUUCUGUCAUGCCCGCUUUUAGCUACAAAUCCUCCCACACAUUUCGAGAUACAAUCACGCGGGUACGAUUCGGCCCAGUCAAGCAGAGCGAGCAGCUCAAAGGGGUCCAAGGCACCCAGACUCGCCGCAACACAAGUGGCAUGAAAUGACGCGGAUUUUGCAAUCUUGGCGCUCGACGGACGGCAAAGACGAGGGAGGAGGGGGAGGGAACAAGCUGUUUUGCAUUGCGACUGGCCGACUGGU
Molecule: messenger RNA, 720 nt
Organism: Ceraceosorus guamensis
Lineage: Eukaryota; Fungi; Basidiomycota; Exobasidiomycetes; Ceraceosorales; Ceraceosoraceae
Exons: 1
Coding region: 181-621 (146 amino acids)
Source: RefSeq, a predicted model, not a curated record